Messenger RNA from Prunus armeniaca (apricot), 987 nucleotides. NCBI's taxonomy places the organism in Eukaryota, Viridiplantae, Streptophyta, Magnoliopsida, Rosales, Rosaceae. The record is from the annotation of a GenBank genome assembly.
AUGUUCACCAUCUUAAAGAAGUAUAGAAUGAGGCUCAACCCCACAAAGUAUGCAUUCGAGGUGACUUCAGGCCAAUUCCUUGGCUUCAUGAUCAGCCAGAGAGGUAUUGAGGCCAAUCCAGAGAAGAUCCAAGCCAUCUUAGACAUGACGAUACCCAAGACGGUCAAGGACAUUCAGAGCCUUACCGGGCGUGUCGCAGCCCUGACCAGAUUCAUCUCUAAGGCUACUGAUCGAUGCGCCCCAUUCUUCAAGGCACUUAAGGGUAGGAAGCGAAGCAUUACCUGGACCGCUGAGUGUGACAAGGCUUCCAGCGAGCUAAAGGAGUAUAUGAGCCGAGCCCCUUUAUUGUCAAUACCUGAGCCUAGAGACACCCUCAUGAUUUAUCUCUCCGUCUCGGCUACAGCGGUUAGUUCUGUGUUCAUCCAGCCAAAGGAGAGUACUGAGCACCCAGUGCAUUAUGUCAACAAAGCAUUACAAGAUGCCGAGGUUCGGUACCCAGACAUUGAGAAAUUGGCAUUCGCCCUGGUGGUUUCGGCUAGGCGCCUCAUACCGUACUUUCAAGCUCAUACCAUUUAUGUCUUAACCAACCAACCACUUAGGCAAAUGUUGCAGAAGCCGGAGACUUCUGGGAGGUUAGUUAAGUGGGUCAUUGAACUUGGUGAGUUUGAUAUCCACUACAAACCCCGCCCAGCCACAAAGGGCCAAGCCGUGGCUAACUUCAUAUCCGAAUUCACCGAACCUCAUGCUUUGACCAGUCCACAGAUUACAAUCAAGCCUACUCCUACCUCGAGCCAAGUCCACGUUGCCAGCAACGGCACCCUAGACUUGACUCAGCCCUUAUGGACCUUAUAUGUGGAUGGCUCUUCCAAUGCCAGGGAUGUGGAGCUGACCUCGUUCUCAUCUCCCCAGACAAGAUUGUCCUUGAGUACGCCAUCCGCUUCAAAUUCCAUGCCUCCAACAAUGAGGCCGAAUACGAAGCACUCUUAG